AUGUCAAAUCUCGCCGUAAUACCGCGGACGCUCCGGCACUGCCGCAGUUCACCACUCGUCACAGCACGGCCCGGAGCCGUCCUGGCAGCACGUCGAUUCCCGCAGCUGCAGCAGCAGAAUAGAUGGCUGGCCUCUAACACUGGCGCUGUAACAGGAGGUGGGAGUGACUACCAGCUCGGCCCCGCAAACACUGUACAGCCGCAGCCCGGCACCCAAGUUGUUGGCGCGAUUAAUGAUAGUGGUAGAGGUGGUAGUGGGAGUGGCGGUGGUGAUGGUGGUGGGAGCAGUGGGAGCAGUGGGAGCAGUGGGAGCAGUGGGAGCGGUGGGAACGGUGGGAACGGUGGGAGCGGCGGACAGAAACAUAAAGGACAUGAUUGGAGCGGUACGGCGUGGAAGGUCUUUGAGGCCGCGGCAACCACAGGAAUGAGUCUGGGUGUUUUGGGACUCGCAGGAUACGGCUACCACAGGAUCGUGCUCCCGCAGCAGAAAAAGAUCAACAGGAUCAUAGGCGGUGACCCACGCGGACGCUAUUACCUCCUCGUCGGAGAAAAGGGGACCGGAAAAACAUCCAUGCUCCUCGCGGCCAUGCACAAAGUCGAAGGCGAUUCCUGCUCCAUGAUGGAAGCCCACGCCGACCCCGAAAUUUUCCGUCUGCGCCUCGGAAAGGCCCUCGAUUUCGAAUUCCACGAGGACUAUAUCGGCUCCCUCUUCUCCAUCCGCGGCCCCGCGACACCACCGCUCUCCUCGACAUUGAGCGCGCGCUCAACAAGCUUGAGAAGGUGGCCAUCAACCGGCGCAAGGCCGAGGGUGAAAAACUUGCUGGAGCUUCUGCAGCAGAAGGCGGAGGCAUGGGCGGCGAGUCAGCUGAUCACGAUGAUAUUGAACAGUGAUGAUUACUGGGUGUAUGAGAGGCUGAAGCAGUACGGGUCGCGGAUGGAGCUGAUCUCGGUCAAGGAUCUACCGAGAUCGCAGGCGAUCGCGGCACUCAAGAAUUAUAGGAUGAAAUAUAGGAAGGAGGAGCCGCCGAAGCAGGAUAUCUCGAGCAGGUGUAUGAUCUUGUCGGCGGGCGUCUUGCCUUUCUGA
Messenger RNA from Morchella importuna, 1083 nucleotides. RefSeq lists its product as uncharacterized. Lineage: Eukaryota; Fungi; Ascomycota; Pezizomycetes; Pezizales; Morchellaceae. The transcript is spliced from 5 exons. The coding region runs from base 1 to 1083 and encodes 360 amino acids. The record is from RefSeq and is a predicted model, not a curated record.